AUGAAUGUCUCAAAUGAACCGGAUUCUUGGUCCGAUGAAGAAAUUCCCGGUUUAUGGUCUUCUUGGAAUGACAGAGACUACUCUUGCAUCUAUAGAGUGCCGAACCAAUUGCGGAGAGUGAACCCCGAAGCAUACACUCCUCAGAUGCUUCUCAUCGGUCCUCUUCACUAUUCUAAGAAAUUCGCUAAAACAGAUUCAAGAUAUGUGGACUAUAUUAACAUGGAACGUUACAAGAAGAGGUACCUUAAGGAAACUGAAAAUCUAUAUGGGACUCAAACGGUGCAAGAGUUCAGGAGAAUCAUUGAGUUACAUGAGCCACUCAUAAGGGGAAGCUAUGCCGAAUCAACGGAGUGGAUCGAGUCCAAACAAUUCGUGGAAAUGAUCCUCCGCGACUCAGUGUUCAUAUGGCGGUUCAUCGAUCGCUUCCGAGAGCCGAACUCAUAUAACCCGAGAGAUGUUCUUUUCAACCAGCCUUGUAUUUUAGGCAUUGUCUUCGAAGACCUCAUCUUGCUGGAGAACCAACUUCCUUUCGCCACUCUAACAGCACUCUUCGAUCCAUUCUUCACAAAGCUUGAACGUCAAGAAACGUUCCGUGACAACAUAAUUAAAGUUUUCGGAUUGGAGGAAAAGAUCAGAAGGGAUCUGAAUUUCUUACAUUUGACGGAUUUGUUUUGGCAUGUCAGUGUGGUGACACUUGGUGUACCGGAAGGGCUGCCAUGGACGCCGAUAACGCAUCUGGUCAACGCAGACAUGCUAAACUGUGCAGGAGUAGAGUUUGAAUGUCUUGACAAUGAAAGUGAAACAUCGUUAGCGAUAAAAUUCGACGCGGGAAAAGGAAUCUUGACAAUGCCUCAUUUCACAGCGAAUGAAGGACACGAAAAGUAUUUGAGGAACAUUAUGGCACUCGAGCAAUCUCAUUACCCUUACUCAGCCUAUGUUUGUAGCUACAUCAACUUCUUGCGAUUCCUCAUUCAAACUGAGAAAGACGUUGACUUGCUUGUCAAGAAAGGGAUUAUAAGAAACUGCUUGGAAAGUACUCAAGGAUCAGUGGCGAAAAUGCUGCAUAAGCUGUGUGAAGGGGUCGUUUUCACCGGCUCUAACUACUACCAUUUAGCCCAAGAACUCGAACAACACUGCCAACGCCGUUACGCCAUUUUAUAUUACAACUUGUCGAUAGCCGCACUCCGGCGAGUAUACUUCAAAGACCUUUGGACCGGAACUGCCACGGUGAGCGCCGUUGUUCUCCUCGUGCUGACUUUGAUCGGGACGGUGGCUUCAGUCCUCCAGGUUACGAACUCAAACAAUUCCACAAAGUCACCGUAG
This is a messenger RNA of Microthlaspi erraticum, 1323 nucleotides long. NCBI's taxonomy places the organism in Eukaryota, Viridiplantae, Streptophyta, Magnoliopsida, Brassicales, Brassicaceae. The record is from the annotation of a GenBank genome assembly.